Messenger RNA from Darwinula stevensoni, 2013 nucleotides. NCBI's taxonomy places the organism in Eukaryota, Metazoa, Arthropoda, Ostracoda, Podocopida, Darwinulidae. The record is from the annotation of a GenBank genome assembly.
AUCCCUGUGGGCCAGUUCAACCCUGCCUCCAGGCUAUAGUUUCCAAGACCCAUAAACUCCCUUUCAAUUCCAAAGUGAUAUAUUUAUGAUCCAAGGAUCCAAGGAGUUGACAGUACCUUAUUACCUUAGAACAUGCAGCCCUAAUGGUAAACAUAAAAACUUCUGAAAACUCUAUUUCAUAUAUCUAUUAAUGGACAUCACAGCCUAUGACAGUGACCUCAUCGUCCCCUCUUUGUUUCCUCUACCUGUUAUUCUCCUCCAGAAGAAGGGCAUUGCUGAAAGCCCAUCAUUUUAUUCCUCUUACUUCUAUUUUAUCAUCUAGAUUUGCAUGUUUUACAUAUCCCCUCCAUAUCCAGAAGAAGGGCAUUGCUGAAAGCCCAUCAUUUUAUUCCUCUUACUUCUAUUUUAUCAUCUAGAUUUGCAUGUUUUACAUAUCCCCUUUCUUGCCUAUUUACCUUUUUUAUCUUUCUUUGCAACUAUUGCUAGCUAAUGGAGCUUGUAUUUCAAGUUUUAUCAGUUUAUAGCAUCAUUACGCAAAGCACAGUCCGAACUAAAUUGUGCAGUUUGAUUAGCUAGAGCAGGCCAUUUGUCUGUCUGAACUCCUACCAUGAUUCACUUCACUUGACAAACUUCUCCAUGUUUUCUAUCUUAUUUUAUGGGCUCUGAAAAUUUUAAACUUUUCUGCGGCAUGUCUUUCAUCCCUUCACCUGCAAGUAAUGCCUUCCCUCAUAGGUAAUGUGUACAAAUCCUUUGUCUGUUUCUGUACUUUCAGUUCGCUUGUAUUUUUUAGAAUCUAGUGUUCUACAUUACCACCCUAAUAUUCGCUAUUUUACAUCUUGUCAUUCAUUCAACUUAUGACAGUUGAAAGAAGUGCAGAUGAUUGUGGCACGUGAUUCAGGAAUUUUCCCCCAGAAGACCUCUCCCUUCUUCCUCCCUCAUCAACUGCAGCAACGAGAAGUUGGAAUUGCAGCUGGUCAGCAUGGAAGGUUUGCCCUCCAUCCAAGAAGAGUUAUUGCCUCACAUCUUCUACCCAAUACCAUGACCAAUGUAACUGAUCACAGCCAACGAGUCUUCUGUGGCACAUAUUCUCGGGAUGGCUGUCGGUUCCUCUCUGCCUGCCAAGAUGGGUGUUUGCGGCUAUAUGACACGAGUGAGUCAUACCUGAAGCUCAAACUCCGGGUACAGGCUCGGGAUGUUGGGUGGAGCAUUGUGGGAACUGCUUUCAGUCCAGAUGGACACAUUAUUGCCUACUCCAGCUGGUCUGAUUCCAUUCACCUGGUGAAACUGUGUAAUUGGAAGGAAGACAAUCAUAGGGCACUGCCUGUUUCUCCUCAUAUGCACUCCUUCUGCAUAUUCUCACUCUCGUUUUCACAAGAUGGGUCUGAAAUCAUGGGUGGAUCCAAUGAUGGAGCUAUCUAUGUAUAUGACAUAGAUGCUGAUAGGCUCAUGCUCAAAGUGUGGGACAGACGGGCCUUGAAUGAAGCAAACCCAAAACCAGUGGGUCAGCAUGCAGGACAUGUAGAUGGAAUUACAUUCAUAGACCCACGAGGGGACAGCCGCUAUGCCAUCACAAAUUCCAAGGACCAGACCAUUCGUCUAUGGGAUAUGCGUGUCUUCUCAAAGGAUGCUGACAUCUCUACUGUAAAAGAUACCCUGAGCUCAAGGUCUACCAUUUGGGACUACCGCUAUGAGAACAUCCCGAGAGCCUUGGUUCAGAACUCCCUACGUGUGAGGGGUGAUGGGUCAAUCAUGGUAUUUCAUGGGCAUCAUAGAGUACAACACACUCUAAUUCGCUGCCGUUUCUCACCUGCUUUCACCACUGGGCAAAGUUUGUCAUACUCUGUCAAUAAAAAGCUUUUGAGGGCUCAUUUAGAACAAGAAGAAAUUCUAAAUUUUUUGCAGUAUAUGACAUUCUUACGGGAGACAUCCAUCAGGUCCUGGAAGGACACUCAGGUUGCGUUCGAGAUGUUGACUGGCAUCCACAUCGCAUGGAAAUGCUUUCCUCUUCUGUGA